AUGCGUGUCCUUCUGGUCUGCCGGUGCAUGUGUCCCUCCAAAGCAGCCCCAUCCCCAUCACGAAUCGUGGCCUCCCCUCCACCAUCCCCAUCACCAAAUCAAACCGUCAACAACUCCUCCAACUCCUCACUCUCCUCCCCCUCACUCGCUUCCCCUUCUGGCCUGUCCGUGGGAGCUGUCAUUGGCAUUGUGACCGCAGCCGUUCUGCUCGUGCCUCUCCUGCUUGCCUUAGCUUGGUGCAUUGCCGCGCACUUCAAGAUCUCCACAAAAGGUAGGUGGCGCAGAUGGCACCAUCCGAAUCUGGUGCAGCUGCUGGGGUAUGCAGUGGGAGGCCAUGUGAACACGCGGGUGGAGAACAUUCUCGUCUACGAGUUCAUCGCCAAUGGCGACCUGCGCACCUGGAUCGCCCCAGGUAGCUUUGGUGUGCUCAUGCUGGUGAUGCUGUCAGGCAGAGGAGCCACCAUCAACACGAUGAGCCCAGGCACUGAGUCGGACGCAUGUGCCAGCCACGAGCCAAUUUCCAUCUCCAAAUGGGCAGCUGAUCUCAUGGCGGAAGGGAAGACAUCACCCCUCAGGGACCCCCGCAUGGAGGCACCUGAUGACAUCACCAUACGCCUUGCCCACCUCGCUGUCACCUGCACUGCCAUGCCCACCGCCUCCCGCCCCUCCAUGUCCCGAGUGGCGCAAGACCUGGAAGCUCUGCGGGAUGAGGCAGGAGGGGGGGAUGCGAGAGCGAGAGCGGCAGCGAGGGUUGACGAGAAGCUGUCAAAUCAGCGGUUACGGAGGAGCAUGGAGGAGGAUCUAGCAUUGCUGAAUGAGCAAGUCAAGCAUGAGGGCGACUUUGCUGUGACACUACCCGUCUUCGCUAACAUGUCCGGACGGCAAGGCGGCAAGUUAAAACCCUUAAAACAGGCUAAGGCGAAGGAUAAGGAUUAUGACGAAGCUGACCUUGCAUACCUAGCCAAGAAAAAAGAAGAAGAGAAGGCUUUAAAAGAUCUGAAGUCCAAGGCUGCUAAGGGUGCUAUUGGAGGCGCUGGAUUGAAGAAGAGCGGCAAGUGA
Molecule: messenger RNA, 1059 nt
Organism: Closterium sp. Naga37s-1
Lineage: Eukaryota; Viridiplantae; Streptophyta; Zygnematophyceae; Desmidiales; Closteriaceae
Source: the annotation of a GenBank genome assembly